Molecule: messenger RNA, 1329 nt
Organism: Trachymyrmex septentrionalis
Lineage: Eukaryota; Metazoa; Arthropoda; Insecta; Hymenoptera; Formicidae
Product: bromodomain-containing protein DDB_G0280777-like
Exons: 3
Coding region: 73-1014 (313 amino acids)
Source: RefSeq, a predicted model, not a curated record
CGACUUCGCCGGCUGAUUUCUGCGAGUAACCUCGGCGCGACAAUCCGUGCACAUCUCUUUCCGCACGCAGCCAUGAAACUAUCAAUUUUUCUUAUUGCGAUGAUGUCAAUCGCGUGGGUAAAAACGGAAAAUAUAGGGAGAUCUGUUCGCGCGCCACAAGAGCAAAUCAAGUAUGCGGAUAGUGACGAUUCGAGGUUCCAUUCGGAGUACCUCGCACUGCAGGGCCAGUUGCGGUCGCAGCAAGCGAACGCUCAGCGAUCUCAACGUGCUGAGGGCGGCUCGCCCCUUCGUCUUCGACAAGCCCAACAACCGGCCCGGCCUCAACCUCAGCAAGCCCAACAGCAGGCUCAAGGUCCACAGUAUUACAGUUACAAGCCGUAUUCAGCAGUGCCGAGUCAUAUUAAACAGCUGAUCGAUUCGGUCUAUCAGCCGCAAGCUCCUUAUGUUGAUCCUACAUCUUUCAUUUACGGCGGCAACUAUUUUGCGGCGGCACCAAAGCAACGUGAGCAACCGGCUCCUGCCGCUUCCGAAUAUCCUCGUGGUGCGUAUUUACAACCGGCGGAGAGAUACCAGUCGAUUGAUCCUCAAAGAGCGCAGCCCAGGUAUGAUUACAGCGAUAGAAGAGUAGAGCGUCAGGAUAGAGUCGCCUAUAAGGAGGAUUAUGAACAGCAACAGCAACAGCAACAGCAGCAGCAGCAACAGCAGCAGCAGCAGCAACAGAUCGUAGCGUUUCCAUUAGCAGCCGUACCAGAAUCUCCAAUGCCUACUCUAUAUUUGGAUAGGAAUAUGCCUACAGAGAUCAAGCAAUUGCUAAAAUAUCAGGCACAGAUACCAUAUGACCUUACAGCGAAUCGUAUUCAAUACACACCGAAAAGCGUUUUCGUCCCCAAGCCGUUGCCCAAUGAUGCCAAAGGACCCUAUUAUUACCGUAGUAAGGUUUACUAUCCAAGCAAUGAUAACAUUGACGCGGAAUAUUCGCAGAACAAGCCGGUCGAUGAGGAACAGCGCCAUUGACCGAAAAUUGAUCUAUAAUAUGUAAUACGAUUUAUAUAAUUUAAUAUUCUAUUUCUUGGUGUUCUUUGAAGAGAAGUCAGCUGGUUCUAAAACUCUAUCGAGUUGAAUCUCAUUCUCAUACGCCGAAAUAGGUUUUAGAUUUUGAUAUUAUCGAGGCUUUGUUAAAACGAGUCUCUUAUGUUUUAAAUUAUUAUACCGCUUCUUGAGAUGUAACGAUGUAUGUCUACCGUGUAUAUGACAUUUGCCAACAACCCAAUCACUGCGGAAUUUUUCUUUAGAGACCAAAAAUAAAUAAAUGUUCAUCCGACAAUUAGA